Molecule: messenger RNA, 2979 nt
Organism: Carlito syrichta (Philippine tarsier)
Lineage: Eukaryota; Metazoa; Chordata; Mammalia; Primates; Tarsiidae
Gene: MAP3K10
Product: mitogen-activated protein kinase kinase kinase 10
Exons: 11
Coding region: 219-2708 (829 amino acids)
Biological process (GO): protein phosphorylation; positive regulation of apoptotic process
Molecular function (GO): protein binding; JUN kinase kinase kinase activity; ATP binding
Source: RefSeq, a predicted model, not a curated record
CCCACCCCGCCCCGCCUGGCCGAGCGAAUCAGAGAGGACGGCCCAGCCCUUGGAAAGCGGCUUCUUCUCACUCCUGCGGCGGGCCCCCCAGCCAUGGCCCCCAGGAGCCCCCGAGACCCCGCAGGGACUGCCCUGCGUCCUGGCCGCCGGGGCCCGCCCUCUGCAUCCCGCGGGCAGCCUGUGUGAAGCGGCCUCCCGCAGCCCCCGGCCCCUCCCCCAUGGAGGAGGAGGAGGGGGCGGCGGCCACGGAGUGGGGCUCGAGCCCCGCGGGGCCUGUCUGGACCGCGGUGUUCGACUACGAGGCGGCGGGCGACGAGGAGCUGACCCUGCGGAGGGGCGACCGCGUCCAGGUGCUUUCCCAGGACUGCGCCGUGUCCGGCGAUGAGGGCUGGUGGACCGGGCAGCUGCCCAGCGGCCGCGUGGGCGUCUUCCCCAGCAACUACGUGGCUCCCGGCGCCCCCACUGCCCCCGCGGGCCUCCAGCUGCCCCGGGAGAUCCCCUUCCACGAGCUGCAGCUGGAGGAGAUCAUCGGUGUGGGGGGCUUUGGCAAGGUCUAUCGGGCCCUGUGGCGUGGCGAGGAGGUGGCCGUCAAGGCCGCCCGGCUGGACCCUGAGCGGGACCCGGCAGUGACAGCGGAGCAGGUGCGCCAGGAGGCACGGCUCUUCGGAGCUCUGAAGCACCCCAACAUCAUUGCCCUUAGGGGCGCCUGCCUCAACCCCCCACACCUCUGCCUGGUGAUGGAGUAUGCCCGGGGGGGCGCCCUGAGCAGGGUGCUGGCAGGUCGCCGGGUUCCCCCUCACGUGCUGGUCAACUGGGCUGUGCAGGUGGCCCGGGGCAUGAACUACCUACAUAAUGGUGCCCCUGUGCCCAUCAUCCACCGGGACCUCAAGUCCAUCAACAUCCUUAUUCUGGAGGCCAUCGAGAACCACAACCUCGCAGACACGGUGCUCAAGAUCACGGACUUCGGCCUUGCCCGCGAGUGGCACAAGACCACCAAGAUGAGUGCCGCAGGGACCUAUGCCUGGAUGGCGCCGGAGGUCAUCCGCCUCUCCCUCUUCUCCAAAAGCAGUGAUGUCUGGAGCUUCGGGGUGCUGCUCUGGGAGCUGCUGACGGGUGAGGUCCCCUACCGUGAAAUCGACGCCUUGGCUGUGGCAUAUGGCGUGGCUAUGAACAAGCUGACGCUACCCAUCCCCUCCACGUGCCCCGAGCCCUUUGCCCGCCUACUUGAGGAAUGCUGGGACCCAGACCCCCAUGGGCGGCCAGAUUUCGGCAGCAUCUUGAAGCAGCUUGAAGUCAUCGAACAGUCAGCCCUGUUCCAGAUGCCACUGGAAUCCUUCCACUCACUGCAGGAAGACUGGAAGCUGGAAAUUCAGCACAUGUUUGAUGACCUUCGGACCAAGGAGAAGGAGCUCCGGAGCCGCGAGGAGGAGCUGCUGCGGGCGGCGCAGGAGCAGCGCUUCCAGGAGGAGCAGCUGCGGCGGCGGGAGCAGGAACUGGCCGAGCGUGAGAUGGACAUCGUGGAGCGGGAGCUGCACCUGCUCAUGUGCCAGCUGAGCCAGGAGAAGCCCAGGGUCCGCAAACGCAAGGGCAACUUCAAGCGCAACCGCCUGCUCAAGCUGCGCGAAGGCAGCAGCCACAUCAGCCUGCCCUCCGGCUUCGAGCAUAAGAUCACAGUCCAGGCCUCUCCAACUCUGGACAAGCGGAAAGGAUCCGAUGGGGCCAGCCCCCCUGCAAGUCCCAGCAUCAUCCCUCGGCUGAGGGCCAUUCGCCUGACGCCCGUGGAUUGUGGUGGCGGCAACAACAGUGGAAGCAGCAGCGGUGGCAGUGGGACAUGGGGCCGCAGUGGGCCCCCAAAGAAGGAAGAACUGGCCGUGGGCAAGAAGAAGGGCCGGACGUGGGGGCCCAGCUCCACCCUACAGAAGGAGCGGGUGGGAGGAGAGGAGAGGCUGAAGGCCCUGGGGGAAGGAAGUAAACAGUGGUCAUCGAGCGCCCCCAACCUGGGCAAAUCCCCCAAGCACACACCCAUCGCUCCAGGCUUCGCCAGCCUCAAUGAGAUGGAGGAGUUCGCCGAGGCGGACGAAGGCGGCAGCGUCUCUCCCUCCCCCCACUCGACCCCGUCCUACCUCGCGGUGCCUCUGCCCGCCGAGCCCUCCCCCGGGGCGCGCGCGCCGUGGGAGCCGAUGCAGGCCGCGCCCCCCGCGAGGGCGGGGCACGGCGCGCGGCGGCGCUGCGACCUCGCGCUGCUGAGCUGCGCCACGCUGCUGGGCGCCGUGGGCCUGGGCGCCGACGUGGCCGAGGCACGCGCGCGAACCCAGCCCCGUGCGGGAGAGUCAGGAGAGACCUGGGCUUUGGCCGGAGUGGCUGCUGGGAAACCGCUCCGGAAGGUUAAAGAACGCCCCCGAGACCCUCUGGACUUCCCCCGCCUGCCUGACCCCCAGGCCCUGUUCCCAGCCCGUCGCCGACCCCCUGAGUUCCCAGGCCGCCCCACCACGCUGACCUUCGCCCCAAGACCCCGGCCGGCUGCCAGUCGCCCCCGCUUGGACCCCUGGAAACUGGUUUCCUUUGGCCGGACACUCAGCAUCUCGCCUCCCAGCAGGCCAGACACUCCGGAGAGCCCUGGGCCAGAGCCCACGCUGCUUGACAUGGACAUGGAGGGGCAGAGCCAGGACAGCACGGUGCCCCUGUGCGGGACCCACAGCUCCCACUGAGGCCUGCCCACCGCGCCCGCCUGGGCAGCCAUGAAUGUAGCGCCCCAGGCCCGCCCCAGCCCGCCGUGCCACAAGGCGGGGAGGCCCUGGGCAGGAUACUCACUCUAUUUAUUGGGGAGGGGGGGACACUUAAUUUAUUCCUUUGUACCCCGGGGGUGGAGCCCUGUGCCCGCCCUGCACUGGGGGGAGGGUGGGCAGGGAUACUCAGGGACAGGGCAUCAUGGGGGAUUUGGCACAAAAUGCAGCAUUAAAGGUAACCCCUGCCCCCUAC